Molecule: messenger RNA, 1653 nt
Organism: Aureobasidium vineae
Lineage: Eukaryota; Fungi; Ascomycota; Dothideomycetes; Dothideales; Saccotheciaceae
Source: the annotation of a GenBank genome assembly
AUGGACCACUUCAAUUCUACCAAUGAAGAGCUUGCGGGCACCAUCCGCCUGUUCAAAGACUCGGAUUCGACAUCCUCGGACAAGAUCUUGUUGCUUCCUCAGCCUACGGAUUCGCCCAAUGAUCCACUGAACUGGAGUUACUGGCGAAGAAUGUGGUCGGCUGCUUUGGUGUUGUACAUUACUGCUUUGACUGCUGCUACGUCCAACAGUGCCGGUGCUGCAGGUACAGCAUUGGUCGAUGAUUAUGGUAUUGGUUGGGGAGUUCAAAACACUGCAGCCGGCGUUCUGUUUCUGGGUAUUGGCUAUUCAUGUCUGGCGCUGUCUUCUGCCAACUGGUUGUAUGGCAGACGCAUUUCGUACAUUAUUUGUCUAAUCGCGUCUAUCAUCGGCAGCGCCUGGUUCGCUCGGUCUGAUAGUAAGGUGGACACGAUUCUUUGCCAGUUGUUUUUGGGAAUCUCCGAGUCAGUUGCCGAGGCCACCGCGCAGCUCUCAUUGACGGACGUCACCUUCCAACAUCAGCGUGGCUCGGUUUUGGGAGUCUACGUGCUUGCAACCUCCGUUGGAACUUUCCUUGGACCGAUGAUAUCUGGUUUUAUCGCCGACAGUCCGCUUGGUUGGCGCUGGAUGGGCUGGUUUGCUUUGAUAAUUUCUGGUUGCACUCUUUUCGUCUUCUACUUUGGUUUGGAGGAGACCGCAUUUGACCGCGACAGUGUUCUGGAUGGUCUGGCCACUGGACGAAGCUCUGCCGAGACCGAAAUGUCUGGCGAGAAGAAGACGGUCGCUGAUCCUACAUCCGUGAUUGUCAGCGACGGAACCAACAGCGAUCAUGAACCUAGGAAGGGCAAUUUGAUUCCCAACGGUUCUGACUUGGUCCCAAAGUCUUACUGGCAGCGCGUCGCUCUCAUCACUCCAUCACCUACGCUGAUCGGAACUGGAUUCAAGCAAUACAUGCGUCGUACAUUUCAUACCUUGCGUAUCUUCUAUUUCCCAGCCGUCAUCUACUCCGGUCUGCAAUGGGGUAUGCAAGACGCCUUCCUCUCCUUCUACAUGACCGUCGAAGACGACAACUGGACGUCUGAACCCUACAACUAUGGCGACCGUGCAGAUGCCAUCAUGUGUAUCCCCACGCUCAUCGGUGCCAUCAUCGGCUGUGUUUAUGGAGGUUGGUUCUCCGAUGUCUUUGUGCGCUGGAUGGCAAAACGCCGCAACAAUAUCUCCGAGGCUGAAGACCGCCUUUGGCUCAUGUAUCUACCCGCCAUCAUCUCUCCAGCCGGUCUUAUCCUCUUCGGUAUGGGAACUCAAUGCGUGUGGCCUUGGCCAGUACCCUACGUCGCUCUGGGCUUCAUUGGUUUCGGUUUCGGUUGCGGAGGCGAUCUGACCAUGGCCUAUCUCAUGGAUUGCUACCCUGAUGCAGUGUUGGAGGGCAUGGUUGGUGUCGCCGUCUACAACAACUCGCUGGCUUGUAUUUUCACUUUCGUCUGCUCGAUCUGGCUUGACGCCCACAGUCUGACUCAAGUCUUCGUCACACUGGGUUGUGUGAGCUUCGGCGUCAUGUUCCUCGGUACGAUUCUCAUGAUGUGGUUUGGCAAGGCUACUCGCAGAUGGACCGCUGGCAAGUACAAGGAGUUCCUGUACAUCAGAGGGUCUGUGUAG